Molecule: messenger RNA, 705 nt
Organism: Xiphias gladius (swordfish)
Lineage: Eukaryota; Metazoa; Chordata; Actinopteri; Istiophoriformes; Xiphiidae
Gene: lratb.2
Product: lecithin retinol acyltransferase b, tandem duplicate 2
Exons: 5
Coding region: 1-705 (234 amino acids)
Biological process (GO): retinol metabolic process
Molecular function (GO): phosphatidylcholine-retinol O-acyltransferase activity
Source: RefSeq, a predicted model, not a curated record
AUGUUUCCUCUGCAGCUGCUCGCUCUGCUCUUCAUCACCGUGCCGAGACAUGACCCAGACGAGAAGAAGAGGCGGAAGGAGAAGGAGGAGGAGGCAGACGGACAGCGAGGACAGGGGACAGAGAGUAAAUAUGACCUGAUAUUCAGGAGGGGAGACCUGCUGGAAGUGCCCAGGACUCUGUUCACACACUUUGGGAUUUACCUGGGGGGAGGCAGAGUAGCUCAUUUCAUCCCGGACAUCAUGCCCAUCGUCUCCAGUGACCAGUGUCGAAUCAAAGAGAUGGUCACCAACAGCAGACUCCUGCUGGGAGUACUGGCCAAGUGUGGCAGUGUGAGAGUGGACUCAGUGGAGGACUUUGCCUACGGAUCCCAGAUACUCAUUAACACCAUGGACAAGGUGUGCAGCCGUCCGGCGCUGCAGGGGGAGGAGGUGGCCAGGCGGGCGGAGAAGCUGCGGGGCGACGUGUCCUACAGUCUGCUGUGGUACAACUGCGAACACUUCGUCAUGUACUGUCGAUACGGCACCGUCAUGAGCUUCCAGACGUUUCAGUUCUGUAAGACGCUGCGGAAGCUGUUGCUGAGCCGGAAUGUUGCCAAGGCGACGGCGUUGCUGGGGGCGUGUCUGCUCCUCUACCUGAGAGCGGUGACCACCUGCGCAGCCCUGCUGGCCGCCCUGCUGCCCUUCCUGGUCUGGAUGGCCUCGUGA